CUUAACUUUUGCAUUUCAUGCACUGGUAUUUCCUUCAGGAAAUGCAUAUUCUAGUUGAGUUUACAAUUACCUUUGAAGAUGAGGAAAAUUGAGGAAGCAUUUGAAAGGAAGAAGCUAAGGGGGGGAUGGGUUGGAUGAAUGGGUAGUGUAUAGCAGGGUUUCCCAACCCAUGGGCAGGCCGCGCAGCACCAUCUAGUGGGCCGCGAAAAUGUUUCUGUCUUUUUUUUUUUCACGGAUUUUCCACAAGAACUGAUUUUUAGUUGAGAACAAUAUUAAUACAAUUUAUGAUUGAAAUUGGAUGUUUUAACCACAAUAUAAUAUAUCUUUCCGAUUCAGUUAGACGAGUCGACGGACGUCAGUAACGCUACAUUACUGCUGGUUUUUGUGCGUUAUCAUUGGAGCGGUACAUUACAGGAGGACAUGCUUUUCUGUGAAGAGCUACCAACUAGAACCACUGGCCAGGAAUGCUUUCGCUGCCUGGAUAAAUUCUUCACCCGAAAUGUGCAACCGGUCUGUACCUCCAGCCUUACAACAACCCGUAUGUCGGCCUCCAGAGAAUAUUUCACAGCUCCACCUUCGACUUAUGUAUGCAAACUGAAGAGAACUAUGAAGAGCAUUCUUACAAAGGUUCCCCGGAAUUCCAGGUGGUUCAGUGCGGUGUGAAGAGCUAUGCUGAUAGUGUCUUCCGUGGACCUGUUUCCUCUGUAUGCAAACUGAUGUAGGCCAAAUGUGGGGGGAAGGGUGGAUCUGAUGUGCGAUCUCUAGUGUGACGACAAGACUCACCGGUCUGUACUGUUUCAUCAUGGCUUAUCAACGCUUUCCAGCUAAUGUGCGCAUUAUUGGAGUGAUGCACAAGGAUACAAUUAAGAUGUUUAUGACCUCUGUGGUCUGGUCAGAUAAUAAUGAAGUGAUCAUCUACAGAGCCUUCAAAGAUUUCAAAAAACUUCACAAACAGUUGAAAAAGAAACAUCCAGUGGCAAAUCCUUUUCGCAAAGAGGAUAGAAUUCUCCCAAGAUUCAGAGGCAUGAAGAGGAACUUUCAUAGGAAGGGGCGGAGUAAGAGUGUGCACUACGUCAAAGCUCUGGAGAAAUACUGCACCGAGCUGCUCCAGUGUGACCCCAGUGUCACACAGAGUUCAGAGGUCGUCCAGUUCUUUUGCCCAAAAAAUCAUGACCUGGAACCAGAGUUUGCCAAGAACAGUAUCAUUAUAGUGCCAUCAGAUGUCCUAUCGGAGAUUCAAAGGGUUGGGACAGCAAACCCACAUGACAAGCGCCUCAGUAUGGGCAACAUAACUCAGCCUUUCCUGACUCAGACCUACCGCACCUUCGCCCCGUAUGAGACCAAGGACCUCAAGAACAGACCCUUCAAAGUGGACGUAAAUGAAACCCUAGAUGUCCUUAUCAAAGACCAAAAAGGCUGGUGGCUUGUGGAGAAUGAAGAGAAACAUCUGGCGUGGUUCCCUGCCCCAUACCUGGAGCCCUGUGAAGAGGACGACGAUGAUGACUUUGAUACUAAUUCCUCUGAAAGAGAUACAUUCUACUGUGCUGCAAGAAACUAUGUCUCUAAGAACAGAGAUGAAGUAUCUAUACACAUCGGCUCUGUUGUGGAAGUGUUGCGCAAGUCUGGCGAUGGCUGGUGGCUUAUCAGAUACAGCGGCAGUGUUGGUUACGUGCCAUCAAUGUACCUCCAGCCUUACAACAACCCAUAUGUCGGCCUCCAGAGAGCAUUCCACAGCUCCACCUUCAACCUCAGCUGCCUGCAGCCGCCUCUUUCCCAGCGUCAGGGCAUCCCACGCAGGCUGGCCCCGACUAGUCAUUCCCAAUCCCUGGAGAACCUGCUGGAACCUCGUCGCGUGCAGGCUAACACGCCGCCUGACAGCCCCUCCGCGAGGCUCAAGGAGCCAGACAGCCGCAAGAGCAGCAUCAGCGCAGCCAGCGACGAUACUGACUUCAGCUUCAGCUCCUCGGGGAGCCUGUCAGGGGCAGAGGCGGAGCACGAGGCCCAGAUCCGUGGGUCCUCCACGGGGGAGGCAGAGGCCAGUGAUGGCCCCGACACUAGGGAGUCCAGCGGCGAGAUGAGCCCCAGCAGAUCCUGCAGUGGCAGCCCCAGUGACAGCCCCGCUGGCACCCCGACUGUCAGAGCCGCGACCCCACCCAGAGUGCCACCCAGGCCUCAGGCCCAGGAGAUCUUCACCCGCUGCACCACCUACACCCGCAAGGCGGCCAUGGCCUCCAGGGCCCGGCUCUUCCCACAGCAGAUGGAGAUCCAAACGCGCUAAUGGGAGAGAAGACACAUGAGCAGACACUGAAGUGUGCAGCUUUGGAGCAGAAUUAGAGUAGAGUUCAUGGGAGUAGUUAAACAGGACAUUAACAGGAUAAGGAGUAAAACGAGCAGUUUAUCUUAUACAUGGACAUAUUUAAAAGUUGUAUAUUUAAAUAGAAUUAGAAUGCGACACAGAGGAAGAGGGUAUUCUAUACUUAAUUGAGAUCCAUGGUUACUGUACUUGUAUUGGGUACCUAAUAUGUACAUGUGCCAUUUUUAUGUAAUGUUUACCUGUACUGUCUGUCUGUUAUAGCACUGUUUUCGCAAGAAUGGGAUUAAGAGUCUGAUUAUAUAAGAAUGUAUGGUUUCAUAUGGAUGUAUUUCCUUGAGGACCAAGUGAUGAAUGUUUUUUUGUAUUUAUGAAUUGAUGAAUGAUUGAUGAAUUGGAGACUCUGUUCUAUUUUCUUUCAAUGCUGUUUAAAGACAGUUUAAAAGGGUGGCAUUGUAACUUCUACAUGUACAUAUAUUUUACAUAUAUUUUAACUUAUAAUACAAAUUUCAAA
Messenger RNA from Clupea harengus (Atlantic herring), 2825 nucleotides. Its product is annotated as NADPH oxidase organizer 1-like. The coding region runs from base 803 to 2278 and encodes 491 amino acids. Lineage: Eukaryota; Metazoa; Chordata; Actinopteri; Clupeiformes; Clupeidae. Gene Ontology annotation, biological process: superoxide anion generation. Gene Ontology annotation, cellular component: cytoplasm. The transcript is spliced from 9 exons. The record is from RefSeq and is a predicted model, not a curated record. Gene Ontology annotation, molecular function: protein binding; superoxide-generating NADPH oxidase activator activity; phosphatidylinositol binding.